AUCAGACUGUAACACUCAGAAAGAACCUCAACAAUGGACAGAGUUUAUGAAAUUCCGGAGGAGCCAAAUGUGGCUACGGUUUCAGCUCUGGAGGAAGAUGUCAUCCGCGGGUCUAACCCCCGCUUUACCUUUCCGUUUGGCAUCCUCUUCUCCACCUUUUUGUACUGUGGGGAGGCUGCAUCUGCCUUGUACAUGGUUAGAAUCUACCGAAAGAAUAGUGAAACAUAUUGGAUGACAUACACUUUUUCCUUCUUCAUGUUUUCAUCCAUCAUGGUCCAGUUGACCCUCAUUUUUGUCCACAGAGAUCUGGCUAAAGAUAGACCACUGUCGUUAUUUAUGCAUCUAAUCCUCUUGGGACCUGUAAUCAGAUGUUUGGAGGCCAUGAUUAAGUACCUCACACUGUGGAAGAAAGAGGGGCAGGAGGAGCCCUAUGUCAGCCUCAUCCGAAAGAAGAUGCUAAUAGAUGGCCAGGAGGUGCUGAUAGAAUGGGAGGUGGGCCACUCCAUCCGGACCCUGGCUAUGCACCGCAAUGCCUACAAACGUAUGUCACAGAUCCAAGCCUUCCUGGGCUCAGUGCCCCAGCUGACCUAUCAGCUCUAUGUGACCCUGAUCUCUUCAGAGGUCCCCCUAGGUAGAGCUGUGCUAAUGGUCUUUUCCCUGAUAUCUGUCACCUAUGGGGCUACCCUUUGCAAUAUGUUGGCUAUCCAGAUUAAGUACGAUGACUACAAGAUUCGCCUCGGGCCACUAGAAGUCCUUUGCAUCACCAUUUGGCGCACGUUGGAGAUUACGUCCCGCCUCGUGAUUCUAGUGCUCUUCUCAGCCACCUUGAAGAUGAAGGCUGUGCCCUUCUUAGUGCUCAACUUCCUGAUCAUUCUCUUUGAGCCUUGGGUUAAGUUCUGGAGAAGUGGUGCCCAGAUGCCCAAUAAUAUUGAGAAGAACUUCAGCCAAGUUGGCACUCUGGUGGUGCUGAUUUCCAUCACUGUCCUCUAUGCUGGCAUCAACUUCUCCUGCUGGUCAGCCUUACAGUUGAGGUUGGCAGACAGAGAUCUUGUUGACAAAGGUCAAAACUGGGGACAUAUGGGCCUGCACUAUAGUGUGAGGUUAGUAGAGAAUGUGAUUAUGGUCUUGGUUUUUAAGUUCUUUGGCGUGAAAGUGUUACUGAACUAUUGUCAUUCCUUGAUUGCCUUGCAGCUGAUUAUUGCUUAUCUGAUUUCCAUUGGCUUCAUGCUCCUUUUCUUCCAGUAUUUGCAUCCAUUGCGCUCACUCUUCACCCAUAACGUAGUGGACUACCUCCACUGUGUCUGCUGCCACCGGCACCCUCGGGGCAGGAUUGAGAACUCAGAGCUAUCCCCUGAGGCUGAAGCAACACAAAGCAUUGUCUGA
Messenger RNA from Otolemur garnettii (small-eared galago), 1383 nucleotides. RefSeq names its product XK related, X-linked (gene XKRX). Gene Ontology annotation, cellular component: membrane. The coding region runs from base 34 to 1383 and encodes 449 amino acids. The record is from RefSeq and is a predicted model, not a curated record. NCBI's taxonomy places the organism in Eukaryota, Metazoa, Chordata, Mammalia, Primates, Galagidae. The transcript has 3 exons.